GUUUUUGAUUUUAUAGAGGUAUAUCGGAAAAUUUGUAAACAUUGAUAAUUUGCUCUAAUAAUUAGGAAAAUUAAAGGGAAAAAAAAUCAAUACAUAAGAAUAUUAUGAAUCGCUUAUUUUUACUCAAACGUUCUUUGAUUCGUUGUACUGGAACUAACAAUGAAGCAUCAAAUUUCCUCCAAGGUAUCAUUACAAAUGAUAUGAGGCUGUUUAGUGAACAAAACUGUAUAUACACAUUAUUUCUCAAUAAACUUGGACGAAUCUUAUAUGAUUCAAUCAUCUACAAACUUCCAACAACAACAAAUACGGACGAAGAAAAGUUCUUAAUUGAAUGCGAUACAGUCAUUGCCGAUAAUUUAAUGAGACACUUGAAAUUAUACAGAGUUAGACGAAAGGUUGAUAUAUCGUUAUCUGAUGAACAUAAUCUUUGGUUUUUAAACAGAUUGGAAAAGGAUAUUAAAUACUCAAAUAAAGUCAUGCCUUAUCAAGAUCCUCGAGUCAGUGGUUUUGGAAUAAGAGUAAUUGCAUCCAAAGAUUAUGAUUUGGAAGAAAAGCUGAAUGAAAAUUUAGGAAGUGAUACAGACUACUUUGAAUACCGUUACAAAUUAGGAAUUGCUGAAGGAAUCUUAGAUUUAUUACCGGAAAAAAGCUUCCCACUUGAAUCAAACUGUGAAUAUAUGAAUGGAGUAAGCUUUCAAAAAGGAUGCUAUAUUGGUCAAGAAUUAACAGCCAGAACUUAUCAUACAGGAGUUGUUAGGAAACGAUUAAUGCCAUUAAUUUUCGAACAGAAAAUCGUUAUGAAUGAAAACGUCGAUAUCAAAAAUGAAGAGAAACAGUCUGUUGGAAAAUUGAGAAACAUUUCUGGAAGCUAUGGACUUGGAUUGAUGCGAAUCGAGCAGGCAAUGGCUGCAAAAUCUUUAAAUUACAAUGAAAAUCCUUGUAAAACUGAAAAACCUUUUUGGUGGGCAUAAAACAUCUAAUCUGCUGGCUAACGUGAAAACUAUUUACUUUUUCAGAAUGGAUAAUAGCGAUAAAACAGCAUCAACAAGCAAAUGUGAAAAGGAGCAACAGGAAAAAUUUCAAUUUUUAUGCAAAGAAUGUUUUAUGUCUGAGCUGGUUGAUUAUUAUGGAAAAAAGCCUUCUUUUACAAGAAACAUUGAGUUUAUUGAAGAUUCUUACAUAAAGAAAGAUCCGUUUUCAGCUCCUCCAUCCAGUAAUUCAAAACGUUCUUAUACAGAAUAUUUUAUUGUGAUUGGAUCAAAAUGCAAUAUCUGUGAAGAGGCAUUUUGUAAAGACUGCAGUAUAUACUAUGAUAAAACUUUUUGCUAUCGUUGUGCUUAUAAUCUUGUAACUGAAUUUCCAUUAGAAAUACAAAGUAAAAUAAGAAAGGAAUAUCUAGCAAUAAAAAAU
This is a messenger RNA of Chironomus riparius, 1410 nucleotides long. Lineage: Eukaryota; Metazoa; Arthropoda; Insecta; Diptera; Chironomidae. The record is from the annotation of a GenBank genome assembly.